AUGGAAUGUGGUAGUACUAUUGAUGUGGGAGAGUUUGAAGAUAUUCUGGAGGAGUUCGAUGUGAAUAAGGAAUUAAUUACCCUCAUCAAUGAUCCAUUCUACACUGCUUUUCGAAAACUCCAGAAACAGUCAGAAAGAGAAUCGGAUACGAUUCCAAAACAUUCCGGAAAUUUCCAGACUUCAGAGCCUUCCAAUCCAGAAGCUUCAUCUCAGUAUCCCAGUAAUCUCUCGAUAGAUACAACCGACUAUAGAGCAAAGUUUCUGAAUGCAAAUGAGCACAAUUUGAGAGCUCAAAAAGAACGGGAUUUGGCAGUGAAGAAAGCAGCGAGGUUUGAGGAGAAGGCGAAAAAAUAUGAUGAAUUGGAGGUGAAAUUUAAAGAGAUGAAGAAGGAAAAGGAACAAUUAGAGAGAAAAAUAGCCACGCAAGUCAAACAUUCUGAAGAAAACUCACGACUUCGGGCAAAAAUCGCCAGUAGACAAGAUAUUGAGAAACAACUCAGAGCUUCGAGAAAUGAACAACAACAAAAAGCGGAAUCUCUAUUGGAAGAGAACACUCGUCUCAUGAAACAGUCAGAAGAAGACAACAUCAAGGUUGUCGAAAUGAAGAAAAAGUUAGAAGAGGCUAAAGGAAAAACGAGAGAAGUCAAUAAAGAAUGGUCCACUCGAAAUGAGGAAUUGAAUAAAGAAGUCGUGCGACUCAAUGGAGUGAUCAAGAAGAAGGAAGAGGAGAUUGCAGCCAAAGAAACGAGUAUCGGAAUUCUCCGGAAAACAAACAAUGGUAUCAUGAAGAUCAACAAAGAUCGCAAUAGAAAGAUUGAGAUUCUGGAGAGUCGAUUAUCUACUGCCAUGAGACAAUCCACUCCAGUGAAAUCUCCGUCAUCAGACACUCCAGGCUCUUCUGGUGAACAAGAAGAAUCACAAAAUCCAAGAAAGAAACUUGACGAACUUUGUAAAAUGAAGAAUUGA
Molecule: messenger RNA, 966 nt
Organism: Caenorhabditis remanei
Lineage: Eukaryota; Metazoa; Nematoda; Chromadorea; Rhabditida; Rhabditidae
Exons: 6
Coding region: 1-966 (321 amino acids)
Source: RefSeq, a predicted model, not a curated record